Drosophila busckii is the source of this 1512-nucleotide messenger RNA. RefSeq names its product cytochrome b-c1 complex subunit 2, mitochondrial (gene UQCR-C2). Gene Ontology annotation, biological process: proteolysis. Gene Ontology annotation, cellular component: mitochondrion. The record is from RefSeq and is a predicted model, not a curated record. Lineage: Eukaryota; Metazoa; Arthropoda; Insecta; Diptera; Drosophilidae. Gene Ontology annotation, molecular function: metalloendopeptidase activity; metal ion binding.
GCAAGAGAACGGGUGGGAAAAAAUAGUCGCACGGCUGCGAAUAAGUUUUAGUAAAAUUAUUCUCACUAAAUAGUUAAUAACAAACGCCAUGGCCUGCAACGCAAGCAAGACCAAUCUCUUGCGCGCUAUCGCUAAGCGCGGAUAUGCCACCUGCCCACGUCCCGUAGGCGAUACAGCUGCCAUCAACGUCAAUGUGCUGGACAACAAACUGGUGGUGGCCACAGCUGAUGCGUCUGUGCCCGUAACGCGCGUCUCCAUUGUGCUGCGUGCUGGUGCCCGUCAUGAGGCUUAUGAUACGCUGGGUGCGUCGCAUAUGCUCCGCUUGGCCGGCAGCAUGAGCACCCAGAACUCUACUGCCUUUGCCAUUGCACGUCAUAUACAGCAAGUGGGUGGCACUUUGAUCAGCUGGGGUGAUCGCGAGCUUGUGGGCUACACUGUAGAGACCACCAGCGACAAUGUGGAGACUGGUCUGUGCUAUUUGCAAGAUCUGGUGCAGCCUGCAUUCAAGCCCUGGGAGCUGAAGGACAACACCAAGACGCUGCUCAACCAGCUGGAUGCGGUGUCCACAAAGGAACGCGCCAUUGAGCUGGUGCACAAGGCUGCCUUCCGUCGCGGCUUGGGCAACUCCAUCUAUAUACCUCGCUUCCAGCUGGGUAAGCUUUCCAACGAGAGCCUGUUGCACUAUGUGGCCAGCAACUAUUCGCCCAGCAGCGCUGCUGUUGUUGGCGUUGGCAUUGAUAACAACACCUUGUCGGGCUUUGCGCAGACUUUGAAUUUCCCCAGCGGUGGCGGCAGCGCCGGCAAGAGCGAAGCCAGCUACUUUGGCGGUGAUGCACGCAAGGAUACUGCUGGCCAUCGUGCUGUGGUGGCUGUUGCUGGUGAGGGUGGCGCUGCUUCCAACCACAAAGAGGCUUUGGCUUUCGCCAUUCUGGAGCAGGCUGUAGGCGCUGGUGCUGCCACCAAACGCGGCAAUUCCGCUGGUCUGUUUGGCGAGGCUGUCAGCUGCGCUGGUGAUGCACCAGUCCAAUUCAGAGCCCUCAAUGCUAGCUAUAGCGAUUCCGGUCUGUUUGGAUUUGUCGUUGCUGCUGAUGGCAAGGAGAUUGGCAAAGCUGUAGACUUUUUGGCGCGCGCUCUAAAGUCUGGUGCUGUGUCCGAUAAGGAUGUGGCUCGCGGCAAGGCGCUGCUGAAGGCUCGCGUUAUGGGCAAGCACUCAAGCGAUGGUGGUCUGAUUAAGCAGAUGGGUCGCCAGGCGGCUCUUACACGCACAGUGCUGGAUGCCAACACUUUGAUAGGUGCCAUCGAUGGCAUUUCGCUGCAACAAGUGCAGGCUGCUGCCAAGAAGGUUGCUGGUUCCAAGCUGUCUGUGGGCGCCAUUGGUCAUCUGGCUAAUGUGCCCUAUGCUUCGGACUUGGCUUAAGUAGAUUACUCUCUAACGUGUUAAACUGUAAAUGUAAAUUAAUCCAUGCUGGCAAACGAAAUAAAACCUGUUGGAAAUUAACGCUAUAAACGAUA